Messenger RNA from Lucilia sericata (common green bottle fly), 1228 nucleotides. RefSeq names its product E3 ubiquitin-protein ligase FANCL (gene Fancl). Lineage: Eukaryota; Metazoa; Arthropoda; Insecta; Diptera; Calliphoridae. Gene Ontology annotation, molecular function: ubiquitin protein ligase activity. The coding region runs from base 51 to 1190 and encodes 379 amino acids. Gene Ontology annotation, biological process: interstrand cross-link repair; protein monoubiquitination. The record is from RefSeq and is a predicted model, not a curated record. Gene Ontology annotation, cellular component: nucleus; Fanconi anaemia nuclear complex. The transcript has 3 exons.
AUCAGUAAAAAGUGUAGGGUGAUUAAAUAAUAAUAAGUACGAAAGGAAUAAUGAAUGAACACAAAGAUGAUUUAACAGUCGAAGACAUAAUUUUAUUAAAACAUCCCGGACUCGAGAUGUCACAAUCAAGAAAUAAGAAUACUAUAUUACAGGGAACAAUAAAAGUCAAGAACAUUUGGUUAAAUAUUAAAAUAAUUUGCCCCAACUUCCCACAUAUUCAUAACUUCCAAUUGCAAGUGCAACACAGUUUUAAUAUAAAAACCUAUACAAGUGCAAAUCUCGAUAUACCCACAAAUUGGGCAGUUGAUGAAUUGAUAGAAAAUUUACCAACAUUAAUACAAGCUUCAAAAUCUGCAAAUCAAAUUUUAACCAAUGCUAAAGAAGAUUCCCAAACAAAUAUUUAUGCUGAAAUAGCCAAACUGUAUGCACCCUCAGAAUAUGAGAUUCUUCUUAAUGACAGUUGUUCGCUGGUUCGUUUUAAGCGUUUUUCACAAAAUGAACAGCAUUUUCUAGAAGUGGCCUUGCCAAGUUUACAAUUAUUGGAUCAUAGUUUACCUUCAUGUAUUGAUUGGCAUGAACUGUUGGGUAAAGCCUCCUCUCUAACAAUGCUCUUGCAACAAUACAUUAAUUUUCUGGAUGACUUAAGACCUUUUUAUGAGAGUUUUACUGAUAUUGAUGAAUUGUGCUAUGUGGUCCAGCCACCAUUGCCCACCACUAAAGCGAAUUGGCGUUUAUUUGUUCUAAAAGACAAAGUUUAUCUAAAGCUUCAGUUUGCUGACCCUUUCUCGCCACUAAGCUCCAUGUCGGUUCACAUUAUCGGCCCAACGCAAGAAGUUACUCACUUAAGACGGAUCUAUAGCGAGGGAUUACGUGAUUGGGAUGGGGACUUGGAUGUCCACAAAAAUCUUUUACGUAUAUUUGAUUUGUGCUUUUUUCCAAUGACUCCGGCAGAAGGUUCUCAAACAGCAUCACAGUUUUGUAAUAUUUGCUACUGUUAUAAACUCGAAAAUGGCGAAAUUCCUAUUGUUUCGUGUGAUAACAACCACUGUAGUUUAAUAUUUCAUGCUGUUUGCCUUAAAGAGUGGUUUAGUACUUUGGCUGACGGAAAAACGUUUCUUGAUGUUGCUUUUGGUGCCUGUCCAUUUUGCAAAGCGAAAUUAUCCACAUCUUUCCAAGAAAUUCUGUCAUAAUCUUUAUAAUUUGAAUUAAUAAAGGUACGUACUUAAAA